Girardinichthys multiradiatus is the source of this 1163-nucleotide messenger RNA. It is a transcript of the gene tspan33b, whose product is annotated as tetraspanin 33b. Bases 114 to 926 code for a protein of 270 amino acids. The record is from RefSeq and is a predicted model, not a curated record. NCBI's taxonomy places the organism in Eukaryota, Metazoa, Chordata, Actinopteri, Cyprinodontiformes, Goodeidae. The transcript has 8 exons. Gene Ontology annotation, cellular component: membrane.
CCAGCCUGCAAGCAAUUCACCACAUCACACAUUCAAGCAGUGUUUGUGUAUGCACUGUGUGGGGCUGCAGCUAAUUUCCAGUUAAAUGUCAGAUUGGACAGAAAAAAUCAAAAAUGGACAGAGAAUUAAAUCUGAACCGAGUGGAAACGUUCUCCUUCAUCAACCCCUGGAUCAGAUAUUUCCUCUUCUUCUUCAGCUUCUUGUUUUGGGUUUUUUCGUUGCUGAUUGUUGGAAUCGGGGUUUAUGCUAAAGUCCAGAAAGCUACAGACACGGUGCGGGACACGUUCCUGGUGGACCCGGCCGUCAUCCUGAUUGUGGUGGGGGUGGUCAUGUUCUUCAUCACUUUCUGCGGCUGCAUCGGCGCCCUCAGAGAGAACAUUCGCCUCCUCAAGACAUUUUCCUUCAGCCUGAUGCUGGUCUUUCUCAUCCAGCUGGUUAUAGCAGUCCUGGGCUUUUUCUACUCCAAUCAGACCCGAGAUGCUUUGGGAAAGUUUGUGAAGAAAGCGAUUGUGCACUACAGGGAUGACCUGGAUCUGCAGAAUCUGAUGGAUUACAUCCAGAAAGAGUUUAAGUGCUGUGGAUGGAACAACUACACAGACUGGUCAUGGAACCUCUACUUUAACUGUACACAUGGAAAUCCCAGCUCGGAGCGCUGCGCUGUGCCUUAUUCCUGCUGCACUCCUGUUCCUGGAGAGGCGGUGAUCAACACCAUGUGCGGCUUCGGGGUUCAAACCCAAAAGUACCUGGACGCAAGCAAGUCAAUCUACCCAGUAGGAUGUGCAGACAGAGCGGUAAUGUGGAUCGAGUCUCACCUGCUGCUAGUAGGAGCUCUCACCCUGGGUCUGGCCUUACCUCAGAUUGCAGGCAUUGUGCUGUCCCAGAUCCUGAUCUCUCAGAUCCAAAAUGAGAUUACUUCGGGGUUUUGAGGGCAGCGGUAGAAGGAAGAAGUUCCAGUGCUCAACUCGUCUGAGUGCAAACAUCUAGAUUACAUAUCCUUUUGCUGACAUGCAGUUCCCUCUGGCAAUAGUCUGAUUCACUUUACUGUGACCCAGAAAAAGGCACAUGCAUAGUGCAAAUUGUAUAUUUAUUGAUGUCUUCUUUUUACCAAUAGUAACAUGUAUAGUGAAAAGUUAUACAUUUGUUAAUAAAUGUGCAUAAUCCUA